CCACCCUUAAUUACCGCCGUUGUUUUUUUCGCGUCCGAGGAAUUAGUUUGGUUUUGGUGCGGGAUUUUUUUUUCUCAACUCGCUGUUUUCAGGUGCUUUUUAUGGCCCGCUCUUAAUCUUAUCGCAAAUCAAACCGCGGGCAAUGAGAAUUGUAAUUGCAUUUUUUGGCUAACGGUAACGGCUUCGCACAGUGGGCUAAAUUGGGAUUAAUAUUGAAUCCGAAUCCGAAUACGAAUCGAAUCCCGGCCAGAAUUUUAAGUGAACAAUGCCCGUAAAGACGGUGAAUCGGCAGCAGAGCCAAACGCCCGCCCAACAACUGCAAUUGCAGCAGCAGCGGGACGUGGAAAAUGGCCUUUAUCCGACGAUUCCGCCCGAGCGCCGCUCGCCUCCCUCGCGCCCACAAACGCUGCGGCAGGACACCAUCGACAUGGAGGAGAUACCUCUGAACCAGACCAACCCUUCGGAACCCGAGGAUCGCCGCAAAAUGCGCGAGAUAUUCGACAAGCACGACUCCGACAGGGAUGGUCUGAUCGGUACGCACGAACUGAAGGAGCUGAUAUCGGAUGGUUAUUGCCGGGACAUCCCCGCUUAUAUCGCCGAGCAGAUCCUGAAGCGCGGCGACCAGGACAACGAUGGCCAUUUGGACUUUGAGGAGUUCUACCAGAUGUCCCUGCGCCACAAGUGGAUGGUGCGCAACAUGCUGACCCGCUACUGUCGCUACGUGGUCCCGCCCCCAAAACCACUGGAGGGCGACGAACCGGACGGCGCCUACGAGAAGCAGAUGUCCAUCUGCCCACCGCCACUCACCAUGGUCAUCUUCUCGAUCAUCGAGAUCAUCAUGUUCCUGGUGGACGUCAUUCACUUCCAGGACGAUCCCAACUACCAGGAUCGCAUUGGAGAAAGCACCAGCGGACCCGCAGCCACUCUGUUCAUUUACAAUCCCUACAAGCGCUACGAGGGCUGGCGCUUUGUGAGCUACAUGUUCGUCCACGUGGGCAUUAUGCAUCUGAUGAUGAACCUGAUUAUCCAAAUCUUUCUGGGCAUCGCCCUGGAGCUGGUGCAUCAUUGGUGGCGCGUCGGUCUUGUCUAUCUGGCCGGUGUUCUGGCCGGAUCUAUGGGCACCUCACUCACCAGUCCUCGAAUCUUCCUGGCGGGCGCAUCGGGUGGAGUAUACGCACUGAUCACGGCUCACAUUGCCACAAUAAUAAUGAACUACUCGGAGAUGGAGUAUGCUAUCGUUCAGCUGCUGGCGUUCCUGGUCUUCUGCUUCACCGAUCUGGGAACCUCGGUGUACCGCCACCUGACCGAUCAGCACGACCAGAUUGGCUAUGUGGCGCACUUGUCUGGCGCCGUGGCCGGUUUGCUGGUGGGGAUCGGGGUGCUGCGCAAUUUGGAGGUGCGGCGCUGGGAGCGCAUCCUCUGGUGGGUGGCCGUUAUCGUCUACUUUGCGCUCAUGACCACCGGCAUCAUCAUCCAUGUCUUUGUGCCCGACUACUUCCCCAAGCAGGAGUACAACUAGCCCUAGAACUUAGCCGUAGCCCUAGCCCUAGCCUAGACCAUGUCCAAAGUGCACUUCGAUGUUGAGCCGAGGCUGCAGUACGCACAGUACUAACAAUAGCAUUAGCCUCCCUUCCCGGCCUUUUUGCCACGCCCCACCCUCCCCCCCCCCCCUCCCAGCUCCGACCAUGUGCCUAUGAUGGCUGCAAACAUAAUUUAUUUUCUUAGACCUUGCCAUGGCAGCCUCAUCCCAUCCGUACGUAUAAGGUACGUAUUUUUUUAUAUUUAUAUAUAUAUAUAUAUAUUCUCGAUCUACACGAUGCAACGAAAUGUGUGGUCUGGGAUGGUUUCCCAUUUAUGAAAACCCCGCUGAGAACGAAACUCAGCUGCUGCAUUUGUAUUGUACAUUUCGUCAAUUUAUUUUUUUUUCUUCUACAAAACAACGAUUUACCAAGAAUAACGAGAAAUAUUUUUAAACAAUGUAUACUGUAUAUUUUUGGAGAUUUAUUAUUAAGAUCUUGUAUUUAAAUGCAAUAAAAACAAUGUCUUUGUAUGAAAUAAACGAAUAGUGACGUUCUUAA
This is a messenger RNA of Drosophila gunungcola (fruit fly), 2078 nucleotides long. It is a transcript of the gene rho-4, whose product is annotated as protein rhomboid. The record is from RefSeq and is a predicted model, not a curated record. Lineage: Eukaryota; Metazoa; Arthropoda; Insecta; Diptera; Drosophilidae. Gene Ontology annotation, molecular function: calcium ion binding; serine-type endopeptidase activity. The transcript is spliced from 4 exons. Gene Ontology annotation, cellular component: membrane. The coding region runs from base 266 to 1519 and encodes 417 amino acids.